UGUAAACACUGAUGACAAGCCAAAGUAUCUAAUUUGUUUGGCAUCAUCACAUAUCUUUAGAGCUUAACGAAGCAAAUUACAGAUCUAUAUUUAGGAAGUGGCCCCAAUUAAUUAAUCCAAAUUGCACUUUCAAAACUUCCUCAAGUUGACUUCGGUUCUUUGUUGAAAAUUUCCUCAAUUCUGCACGAUUCACAUGAAAUCAUUUGUCACACUCUCCGAAUUGUCUUCACUCACUUUCUGUUUGUCCUUCAAUGAAGUUUUUUCACUUCUUUAUUUUGAUUCUCUCUUUUUUAAUUUUUUGCGAUCUUCCCUGUUCUAAUUUCAUAGAUUAG
Messenger RNA from Clunio marinus, 332 nucleotides. The record is from the annotation of a GenBank genome assembly. NCBI's taxonomy places the organism in Eukaryota, Metazoa, Arthropoda, Insecta, Diptera, Chironomidae.